CCGUCAGCAGCUACGUCAAAGCGAAAGAGAAAGGAAGAGCCAUAGUUUGGAUGGUGCGGUUAAUAGGACCAGAUUCAUUCAUGUCGCGCUCCUGAACGCUAACCUGAAGGGGUCGCCGCCGCCGGGCUUGUGGUUGUUGGGCUCUUUAAAAUCCCACUUGUCUUCAUUUCAUCCUCACCAUUAUUAUUAGCAAAAAGAGUGAUAAAAGUCCAAGUCUCUUACAAGUUACUGUAAAUUAGUAUUGAAGACACAAUGCCAGAACAAGAUCAAGAACAAGACACUAUAAUGUGUUGUCAAUCUCCCAGUAUUCCACUUCUCACCCCGUACAAGAUGGGGAAGUUCAAUCUUUCUCAUAGGGUUGUCCUAGCACCAUUAACCAGGCAGAGAUCCUACCACAAUAUUCCUCAGCCACAUGCCAUUUUAUAUUAUUCCCAAAGAUCCACCAAAGGAGGUCUUCUUAUAUCUGAAGCAACCGGAGUUUCUGACACUGCUCAAGGGUAUCCUGAUACUCCUGGUAUCUGGACCAAAGAACAAGUUGAGGCAUGGAAACCAAUUGUAGAUGCUGUUCAUGCCAAAGGCGGCAUCUUCUUUUGUCAAAUUUGGCAUGUUGGAAGAAUUUCAAAUUCAGGUUUUCAGCCAAAUGGGCAGGCUCCAAUCUCUUCAACAGACAAAGGUUUGACCCCUCAAAUUCGAGGUAAUGGCUUUGGUGUUGCACAGUUCACACCUCCAAGGCGACUAAGAACAGAUGAAAUUCCUCAUAUCGUGAAUGAUUUUAGACUUGCUGCAAGAAACGCCAUAGAAGCUGGUUUUGAUGGAGUUGAGAUCCAUGGGGCUCAUGGUUAUCUUAUUGACCAGUUUUUGAAAGAUCAGGUGAAUGAUCGGACAGAUCAAUAUGGUGGAUCUCUAGAGAACCGCUGCCGUUUUGCUUUGGAAAUAGUUGAAGCUGUAUCUAAUGAAAUAGGGGCAGACAAAGUUGGAAUCAGAUUAUCUCCAUUUGCAAACUAUGGGGAAGCAGGAGAUUCAAAUCCUAAAGCUUUAGGACUUUACAUGGCGGAAUCCUUGAACAAAUAUGGGAUUGUUUACUGCCACAUGGUUGAGCCAAGAAUGAAAACAGUUGGAGAAAAAUUUGAAAGCAAAGAAAGUCUUCUGCCCAUGAGAAAAGCUUUUAAAGGUACUUUCAUUGCUGCUGGAGGUUAUGAAAGGGAUGAUGGAAACAAAGCUAUAGAAGAAAACCGUGCAGAUCUUAUCGCUUAUGGACGGAAUUUCCUAGCAAAUCCAGAUUUACCAAAGAGAUUUGAACUUAAUGCUCCUCUCAACAAGUACAAUAGAGCAACAUUUUACAUAUCUGAUCCUGUGAUUGGUUAUACUGAUUAUCCAUUUCUUGAAUCCAUUGCUUGAGUUUGUUCUUGCGGGAGAAUUAGAGCUUGUAUGGUUUUAUUAUCCAUCCUUUAUGAGCUCUACUUUUCUAAUAGAGGAGAGUUCACACGUGGGAUGUUGAAUUAUAUAUUUUCAUACAUAAAUGGAGAUGAAUAAUAUAUAACAUACCUUAAAUUUGUGUAAAGAAAUCAAAGUUGAAUUGUUAUCA
Molecule: messenger RNA, 1585 nt
Organism: Jatropha curcas
Lineage: Eukaryota; Viridiplantae; Streptophyta; Magnoliopsida; Malpighiales; Euphorbiaceae
Product: putative 12-oxophytodienoate reductase 11
Molecular function (GO): oxidoreductase activity; FMN binding
Source: RefSeq, a predicted model, not a curated record